Messenger RNA from Camellia sinensis, 513 nucleotides. Lineage: Eukaryota; Viridiplantae; Streptophyta; Magnoliopsida; Ericales; Theaceae. The record is from RefSeq and is a predicted model, not a curated record.
AUGUUGGAAUCUCUUGACUUGUCUGCAAAUGAGCUUUGUGGCACGAUUCCUACCAGCCUUGCUGAUCUAAAUUUUCUCAGUGUGUUGAAUUUGUCACAUAACAGGCUGGCGGGAAAAAUCCCAAUAAGCACUCAAUUGCAAAGCUUUGAUCCCUCUGUAUAUUCGGGAAACCUUGAACUUUGUGGACUUCCACUUCCAAAUAAGUGUCCAGGAGAAGAAAUAGUUGUGGAACCUGUUCUUGUUCGGGGCAAAGACAAAAGGAUUCAAGAAGAUGAUGACAAGUUUAUUACCACUGGAUUUUAUGUUAGUAUGGGGCUGGGUUUCACCUUUGGAUUUUGGACAGUGUUUGGCAGUAUGAUUUUUGACAAACCAUCUAGACAUGCUUAUUUCAAGUUCUUGGACUACAUAAAGAAUUGGUUUUAUGUGGCAACUGCACUUAGUAUGGUUAGAUUGGGAAGGAGGCUUCAAAGUUGGUCAUCAAGUCAAUUUUCUAUGGAUGUUGUCAAUGUGUGA